CUCUUACUAUCGUCAUGUCCAUCACACUCCCCGCACUUUUCCAGCGCGCGCUCCAGAAUGCAUCGAAAGCGAUUGAACAGUCUCCAUUCGAUGAUACCACUCAGGACCUCAUUCGAUCAAGCCUGACCGAUCUCAAGACUCUCAGCACUCGAAUCCAUGGUCUCUCCAUGUUUAGCCCCAACGAAAUACUGGAAGAUAUAUCUACGCGUGACUUGAUAUAUCUUUUCGUUCCCUACGUGUUGGCGGAGACUAGCGGACGUAUCCGGACGUCCGAGCCACAAGAGCGGACCAUGGUUCUGAAGGAAUCACAGGUGCCUACACUCGACGGGACCUUUCUGCCUGAAACUCAAUUGUUCAUCCAGAGAUACCAUUCUUUGUUUAUCUCCGAUCUCGAAAACUUCGAGGUUGUGCCGGAGAGCGAGCGGGCGCUCCAUGUCCAAGAUCCGGGGCAAGUCGCCGAUCCGACCAGCCGCAGAGCCCUCAAAAUAAAACAGUAUCAGGCUGAGAAAGAGCUCAAGGGAAGGAUUGACGUCAUCCGCAAACGACGAGGGCAGCAACAUUCCAGCGACACCGGAAUGGAGUCUGAUUUCGCCUUGAUAUCGUCAUUACUGCCCCAGACCACGACAGCCGACGAAGACGAGGAGGACUCGGAAACCGAAGAUGCGUUGCGUGAAACGACACUGCUAAUUCUGAGGCUUUACUACGGACAAGCUCAGGCCUCACUAUUGAGUCUUAAGCAGGAAUCCGAGCUUCUCAAGAACGCUCCGCCGGCUCCAAUGCGACCGCCCCGACCGGAAGAGGACAGGCGGGGCAAACAGCGUGCUGCGGAAGACGACAUGUGGAAGCUGGAUGCUCCCUCCGGGUUGGGGCCGGACGGUAAGGGACCUCUGCUGGAUCCGCAGGGCAAGCCCCUUCGACCGUUCACUCUCCUUCCCGCCGGAUCAUCUGACCGCGCACGGUUCGCUGCGCAGGUUUUCGGGCCCGGACACCGUCUCCCCUCCAUGUCUAUUGACGAGUACCUGCAAAUCGAGCAGGAGCGAGGCAACAUCAUCACUGGAGGAGGGCCUGCGUCCGAAAACGCUCCUACUUCGUCUGAGCAGCUGCAGAUGGAUUCAGAGCUGGAUGGAACCCAUUUCGGUGAGGAGAGGGCAGAGGCGAAGCGAGUCAAGGACGAAAAUUGGGCCCAAUUCGUCGAUGCCAAUCCAAGAGGCGCCGGCAACACCAUGAAUCGAGGCUGA
This is a messenger RNA of Mycena citricolor, 1238 nucleotides long. NCBI's taxonomy places the organism in Eukaryota, Fungi, Basidiomycota, Agaricomycetes, Agaricales, Mycenaceae. The record is from the annotation of a GenBank genome assembly.